Messenger RNA from Eurytemora carolleeae, 966 nucleotides. It is a transcript of the gene M6, whose product is annotated as proteolipid protein DM beta. Gene Ontology annotation, cellular component: plasma membrane. The coding region runs from base 139 to 930 and encodes 263 amino acids. The record is from RefSeq and is a predicted model, not a curated record. Lineage: Eukaryota; Metazoa; Arthropoda; Copepoda; Calanoida; Temoridae. The transcript is spliced from 10 exons. Gene Ontology annotation, biological process: neuron projection development.
AUAUUUUCCAUUUUCAGAAUAUAUUUUGGAAAUGAUCGACUGAGAGAGAAGAGCUGUGAAUAUGAUAUAAGAUUUAAACAUAUUCAUUUUUAUCAAAAGCCCGGGAAAAUUUGAAUUAUUUCAAACCAAAUUGAAAAGAUGGGUUCUGGAACGAAGUCUGGAGGUUGUAGAGGAUGUAUUACAAGAAUACCGUAUGCUACAUUAAUAGCUCUCAUUAUGUGCUGGGCUGGGGUUGGAGUUUUCUGUGGAACUAUGUACCGUGGUGUAAAUCUAACCUUGAGAUUACUGCAGGAUGUAUUCAAGCUAGACAAAGGUUUACAGUGGGUUGAACCGACACAGCUUGCCUUUGUAAUCCUUGGAGCCAGUAUGGCCGCUAUAGCACUCAUGAUCCUUGGAACAGCAAUUCUAGCAACAGGAGCAACAAGGCAGGAGGUAUAUAGGAGUUCUGUUGGUAGAGUCGGAGGAAGGAUUGCUAGUGCUGCGUUCAUAUUUAUCACGUACAUACUGUUAUUGGCCUGGUUGCUAGUGCUGGGUUGCUGUAUCAUCAUGACUAUCUUCUACUCUCUAAGCUGGGGAAUAUGCAGUACAAAAGAAAUACAAUAUGAUGAACAGAAAAUUGAUUUCUAUCCUUUCCAUUUCCUCUUCCCAGAAGGAACACAAAAAGUGAACAUGGAGGUUGAGGGCCAAAAGGAAAUAAAGAUGUUUUGCAAGGAUUACGUCGAGCGAGCAGAGGUGAUGUUUAUCAUUGCUACAAGCGCGUGCUUCCUUGUGGUGAUGUCCUUGGUUCACUUCCUGAUGGCGCUCUCCGCCAACUACGCGCAUAUAAGAGGACAUGACAAGUUUACUGAGCUACAGGAUUUACAGGAUUUAACGAGUGAGACAAUGACCUUGACAGAUAGAGAAGCUGUGUACAUAAAGCAUGUACAGUAGAAUCAAAAUAGAAGGAAAAUAAAUUUUUCAAGAUCU